GGGAUUCCCUUUAUUUUAUAUACUUUUGGCCGGCUCGUUAUAACUUAUGCCAUGUGUUUUGAGUUUCCAUUACUAGCCAACUCUCUCUUUCUUUAUUUUUUUGUUUGUUUUGUUUUUUGUUUUUUUGUUUCCAAUUCCUUAAACAAAUGCCCAUUUUUUUACUAGCAAAUCAAAAACUUGAAUAUCAAGAAUAAGAAAGAAAGAGGAAAAAAGCAGGGCAAAACACAAAGCUUAGAAAAUAACAACCCAAAUAUACAACAAUGAGGCUAUGGAGAAAAGCUUCCGGUUUACUCAAAGAUCAAAAUAGCAUAUGGCUAGCUAGCCUAUCAAGACGAACAUCAUUUCGAAAUCCAGAAAUGGAAGUUGCAAUAAUCAAAGCCACCAGCCACGACGAAUAUUCAAUCGAUAUGAAAAACGUUGAUCGUGUUUAUAAGUGGUUACGUUUAUCUCCUAGCCACCUAAAAUCUCUCAUAUGGUCAAUUUCGUUACGUAUGGAAAAAACGAGGAGUUGGGUUGUUGCAAUCAAAGGAUUAAUGCUCAUGCAUGGGGUCUAUAGUUCAAAAAUCCCCGCAAUUCAAAGGAUUGGAAGGUUACCAUUCGAUCUCUGGAAUUUCGAAGAUGGCCACUUGGAUCCUUCCAAGAUUUGGGGAAUAAACGCGUUCAUUCGUGCUUAUUUCACCUAUCUUGACCAAAAAUCCUCCCUUCUUUUUAUGAAUUUGCAAGAAAGAAGGAACUUGCAAAACUUGGAACACGUCAACAACGACAACAACAAUAAUAAUAAUAAUAAUAAUUAUACUAUUGUUGUUGGUGAAGGACGAUAUUCGAUGAUUCAAGAUCUUGUCCUACUUCAAAAAUUGCAAUUUUUGCUCGAUAUGUUGCUCGAAACUAGGCCAUUAUGUGAUACGGCUGUUGUCCCUCUUGUUCUUGAAGCUAUGGAUUGUGUCAUGAUCGAAGUCUUCGACGUUUACAGCAGAAUUUGCAACGGAGUUGCUAGAAUUCUGUUACGGAUUUAUUCUGCUGGAAAAGUCGAAGCUAGCAUGGCACUUAGGAUCGUGCAAAAAGCAAAGAUCCAAGGUGAAGAAUUGUCAUUUUAUUUCGAGCUAUGUCGAAGUAUUGGGGUGAAAAAUGCAAUAGAGUGUCCAAGAAUCGAGCAAAUCCCUGAUGAAGAUAUCAAAGAACUCGAAGAAAUUAUCAACGGGGUUUCUGAAAAAGACGCGCAAUUGUGUAAAACCAUUGUGGUGCAUGAAAAAACUAGUGAUCAAAAUCUCGAAAAGCAGACGAAAUUGAGGACAGUGAUUACUGAUGAUUGGGAGAAGUUUGAUGAAGAUUUGAUGCAAAAUGAUGGAGUACUAAUUAAAGUUGCACCAAAUUCAAUUAAUCCUUUUGAAACUUGUACAAAUAAUGUACCUAGUAAACCUCAAGAGUUACCAGAUCUAAUUAGCUUCUUAUAGCAAUGAUGACUGUAUGUGGAAACUUUCAGAUGCAUUGGUGACACAAAUCUUAAGAUAUGGAAAAAGAGAAAAAGGAAACAUUAUUUACAUAUUUGUAUCACUAUAGAUAUUAGUUAAAGGAAUUCUUCUACAUGUUUGAGUCAUUUAAAAGCACUGCUACACACAAGAGCUACGAUUUUCACUUCUUUUGAGCCGAGUUUAUCGGAAACAGCCUCUGUACUACCUCACAAAGGUAGGGUAAAAUAUGCGUACAUCUUACCAUGCA
Molecule: messenger RNA, 1716 nt
Organism: Lycium barbarum (goji berry)
Lineage: Eukaryota; Viridiplantae; Streptophyta; Magnoliopsida; Solanales; Solanaceae
Product: putative clathrin assembly protein At1g25240
Exons: 1
Coding region: 261-1451 (396 amino acids)
Biological process (GO): vesicle budding from membrane; clathrin coat assembly; clathrin-dependent endocytosis
Cellular component (GO): clathrin-coated vesicle; clathrin-coated pit
Molecular function (GO): SNARE binding; 1-phosphatidylinositol binding; phosphatidylinositol-4,5-bisphosphate binding
Source: RefSeq, a predicted model, not a curated record